CGUCAGAAGUGUUUCGCAUCAGCCUGUCAAGUUGGUGUGCUGUGCCGAGUAAACACUGUUACUCAAUGGAAGAGCCUUUGUGUUCAUUUUAAAGAAUAAUUAGAGUUUUAUUUCACUUAAACAGCAUGAGGCACGCUUGUCUGUUAAUUUUGGCAGUGUACAUAUUUUUAGUAAAUGCCACCGAAUUAACAUUUGAACUGCCCGAUAACGAGAAACAAUGUUUUUACGAGGACCUAGACGAGGGAGCCAAGUUUGAAAUAGACUUUCAGGUUAUAGCUGGAGGGAACUAUGAUGUUGACUGUUUUGUGACAGAUCCAAUGAAUAAUGUCCUGUAUCAGGAACGAAAGAAGCAAUAUGACAGCUUUUCCCAUACAACAACCACGAAGGGAGUGUACAAGGUUUGCUUCAGCAACGAGUUCUCAACCUUCUCUCACAAAACGGUUUACCUGGACUUCAGAACUGGAGAGGAGAUCCCAUUACUGCCUGACAUGAACAGAGCAACAGCUCUCACACAGAUGGAGUCAGCCUGCAUGUCCAUCCAUGAGAUCCUGAAAGUGGUUGCAGACUCUCAGACUUGGUAUCGUCUUCGGGAGACUCAAGACCGAAUCAGGGCAGAAGACCUGAAUGAACGUGUUGCCUAUUGGUCCAUUGGAGAGGCCAUCAUCCUAUUUGUUGUUAGUAUUAGCCAGGUGCUUAUACUUAAAAGUUUCUUCAAUGAGAAGAAAACCUAUGUUGCCACCAGCACAUAGACUCUGUUCUCUUGUCUGCCUUAUUCUAUCCUUUAAGAUAAUCAGCUGAUCAGACUGUUGCCUACAACCAACCAAAAAUUACUUCUAUUUCAAACAGAAUGCCUUAAUUGCAGAGUAAUAUACUAAAUGCUGUGCAAAGGUCAAUAUCUAUUGUAGUAAAUUCAAAUUGGUCUCUGUGUGCACUACUCUUAAUACUACUGCAGUAAUGGGAGGAUCUGCUGCACCUUUAUUCUGCCACGUCUUUUUUGUUGGUUUGUACCACUGAAUUAAUUAAUACUUAGUAUUCAGUGUUGUUCUUCUUUGAUCUUGUUUUGUGAAAAAAAUCAGCUUUUGUUCUCUUUAAAAAUGUCACUUGUUAAAGGGAUAAUUCACCCUCUCAUAAUUUACUACCCUCAUACCAUCUCAGAUGUUUAUGACUUUCUUCUGCUGAACUCAAACAAAGAUUUUAAGAGGACUAUUUCAGCUCAGUAGGCCCAUACAAUGCAAGUGAAUGGUGACCAGACCGUUCAAUCUCCAAAAAUCACAUAAAGGCAGCAUAAAAGUAAUCCAUAUGACUCCAGUGGUUUCAUCUAUUUCUUCAGAAGUGAUGCAGUCACUUUGGGUGAGAAACAGAUCAACAUUUCAAUCCCUUUUUUACUAUAUAUUUUUUACUUUCAGAAUAUGAAAGUGAAAGUGGAGAUAAAUAGUAAAAAAUAAUUUAUAUGAAUGACUUUUAUGCUGCCUUUAUGUGAUUUUUGGAGCUUGAAAGUCCUGGUCACAUUCACUUGCAUUGUAUGGGACUAUAAUAUUCUUCUAUAAAUCUUUGUUUGUGUUCAGCAGAAAGAAAGUCAUACACAUAUGGGAUGGCAUAAGGGUGAGUAAAUGAUGGGAGAAUUUUCAUUUUUGGGUGAAAUAUGCCUUUAAAUAUUUCACCUGUUAACAUUAAAUGCAUAUUUCUUAUUAUACACCUUUAUACGUAUAUAAAACAAAUAAUUUUAUUUUGGUAGUUAAAUAUUACAGUGAAUAUAUUACUGUGCUGAACAUGUUUUUCAAUGUUGCGAAGCCCCUCUUUGAAUAUUCCUAUAGGAACCACAUUCGAAAGGAAAAAUCCAUGGGAUUAUAUUAAACCAUCUAGCCAAAUAAAAACUGCUCAUUGAAAUUCAUAAUUUACUUCCCAUACAUAAUUUCAAAGAUUGUGCAACUUUAAGUGCCAACUGCAUGCACACCAUUACAGAUUUUUCCCAGCUAAAAGUUAUCAUGCAUCACUAACUUACAGUGCAAUUUAAACACUAUUUUUUCUAGACAUUACUAGAUUAUGUUAAUACUUAAUAACCAAUAAAUAUGUCUUUAUGCAGUGAGUCAGAGAUAAUGUUUACAGUUUCAAAUAUCUGUUACAAAUUUGACCAUUUCCCAUUUUUCAGCCCAAAAGUGUGAAUGGAAGAUGAAUUGAUUUGUGACAUUCAUUAAUUAGAAUUUGUCAUAAAUACCUUGCUUUGAGUUGUCUGUAUUCUUGCCUCAUUGUAUUAAUUGAAUAAAUAAAAACAAUGUU
This is a messenger RNA of Myxocyprinus asiaticus (Chinese sucker), 2277 nucleotides long. Its product is annotated as transmembrane emp24 domain-containing protein 3-like. NCBI's taxonomy places the organism in Eukaryota, Metazoa, Chordata, Actinopteri, Cypriniformes, Catostomidae. The record is from RefSeq and is a predicted model, not a curated record. Gene Ontology annotation, cellular component: COPI vesicle coat; Golgi apparatus; COPII-coated ER to Golgi transport vesicle. Bases 126 to 749 code for a protein of 207 amino acids. Gene Ontology annotation, biological process: intracellular protein transport; Golgi organization; endoplasmic reticulum to Golgi vesicle-mediated transport. The transcript has 3 exons.